UUGAGGCUAGUUUCAUCAGCAUGUUGAAGCCCGAACUCCGCUUCGUGACAUGUCUCCUCUUCUUCCUUCUCGGCCCGCAUCUUCGAUUAUCGCGGGCCGACAUUGGCACCGCCGGCAGCUAUUCCCCUCCCUACACCCCGACGGCGUGUUACGGCAACGAUUACUCGGAGUUUCCGACGAGCAACCUGUUCGCGGCGGCGGGGGAGGGCAUAUGGGACAAUGGGGCGGCGUGCGGGCGCCAGUAUUUGGUGCGUUGUAUUAGUGCGCCGGUUCCGGAAUCGUGCGUCCCGGGCAAGAUCAUCCAGAUCAAAAUCGUCGAUCGGGCCCAGACCGCAACUUCUCCGCCCUCGCGAUAUGGCUCCAGCAUUGUCUUGUCCGAUACUGCUUUCGCUGCGAUAGCUAAUCCUACCGUUGAUUACUUGAACGUCGAGUAUCAACAGCUUUGAAGAGCUCGAUUUGGAUACGACCGUUGCCGAGGAAGGUGACAGUAAUAUUGUAGGAAACUUUGUGUAAUUAGAUGCAAUUUUAAAAAAUCAUUUACGUUGAAAAUUAAUUUGAAAUAGUAUGAGUACUUUUAGC
Molecule: messenger RNA, 579 nt
Organism: Salvia splendens (bonfire salvia)
Lineage: Eukaryota; Viridiplantae; Streptophyta; Magnoliopsida; Lamiales; Lamiaceae
Product: EG45-like domain containing protein
Exons: 3
Coding region: 21-446 (141 amino acids)
Source: RefSeq, a predicted model, not a curated record